CUGAAUCAUCUGAUACUGAAAAUCCUUCUAACUUGUCCUCCACAUCAACAAAAGGGAAAGAGAAGGUAGUGGCAGCUGCAGAAAGUUCUAAUCAGUCUGAAAAAAUUAAUUUGGAAAAUUCGAAAUUGAAUCAAAUUGUUGAAUAUAUUAUACAUAACAUUAAUGAUAUAAAUAAGCCUGACAAAUUGAUACAGUCUAUUGACAGAAUGCGCCCUGUUAUGCUUAAAAAUAAAUAUUAUUCGAAAAAGGAUAUCAGAAUAUUGAACGGUUUUAUGAGCGAAAAUGCAAAAAUGUUAAAUCUCCACCCAUCUGAUUAUUACAUAAGACAACAACUUCAGAAAUUUGUUGGAAAUGUAAAAUUUCAAAUAUUUUGUAACGGAAAUGAAAAUCAAUUUGAGCAACUGAGUUCUGCUUUUGAGAGAGUCCGAAAUAAUUAUGGAACUAUGAUUAACUCAGUAAAGGAAACUGUGAAUAAAUCAAAUAAUUUAAGUAAUCAAGCUAUUAAAUAUUACAAUGACUUUCGAAAAUACACUCAAAUUGCUUCCAACGCCGAACAAGCAACUCUUUCAUUGAAGGAACUAAUAUUAACAGAAUAUAGCAAAUCUAAGGAAUUACAACGAGAUGUUCUAAUUUAUAUAAAUCCAAAUGAAUCCAAAAAAAUUGAAUAUGACCAAUUAGAACCCUAUUUCAAAUUAUACUGUUAUGUUAAAUUUAUCAAAAAUGACGGAGAAGAAUUUUUUAUUAAUGCGAUGGAGACUAUAAAUGAGGAAAAAGUAAAACAAGUAAAAAGUUCAACACAACAACAAACCAUACAAGAGCAAUGGAAUUAUUUAAAGAGGGCUUUGAAUAGUUUUAUUCUGACAUACAAUAGAUUUGAUAAAUUUUGCAAGUUGGAGGAUAAUAUGAAAAUUUUAGAAAUGUAUAAUGGACACCAAUGUGGUGAUUAUAUUAUCAGCUCUGAUUUACCGGAAAUUUUGGAAGAAUUUGUCACGAUUUAG
Meloidogyne enterolobii is the source of this 998-nucleotide messenger RNA. Lineage: Eukaryota; Metazoa; Nematoda; Chromadorea; Rhabditida; Meloidogynidae. The record is from the annotation of a GenBank genome assembly.